AUGCCUGUGGCCGACCCCAUCACCAACGAAGUCAAGCUGCGAGUCUAUCUAUCCGCAAUUCGCUCCAUCAUGAUGUACGGAUCGGAGACUUGGGCAGCACCAUCAACGGUUAUGGAGAGGCUUGACUGCACGGAACGAAAGCUGCGUACACGGCUACUUGGCUACUUUUGGCCUAGGGUAUGUCAUAAUGAAGAUCUUUACGCAGAAAUUGAUGUGGUAUACCGGCGGAUGACACGUGGAAGACAUAUAUUAAAGAGACCGGCAGAUCGCCUUGUUCAACGAGUUCCGAGGAGUUCGUCGGGUUCGAGCUGGAAGAAACCACCUGGCUGA
This is a messenger RNA of Necator americanus (New World hookworm), 330 nucleotides long. RefSeq lists its product as uncharacterized. NCBI's taxonomy places the organism in Eukaryota, Metazoa, Nematoda, Chromadorea, Rhabditida, Ancylostomatidae. The coding region runs from base 1 to 330 and encodes 109 amino acids. The record is from RefSeq and is a predicted model, not a curated record. The transcript has a single exon.